GGGACAGGAAAAGACCUCCCAAAAUCUACAAGAAACGCUUGCUGGACAAGAUGAGAGACUGUUGUGGGCUUUUGACGUUGAAAAAUGAACCAGUGCCUCUGAAGGGGAUCUCUGUGCAGUUAAAGGUCCAAGGCUUUGUAGCGGAUGUCUGCUCCACUCUCAGCUAUGAGAACUCAGAGUCCAGCCCGGUGGAGGCUGUCUUCGUGUUUCCCAUGGAGGAGGACUCCUCGGUCUUACGAUUCCACGCCGAGAUCGGGGGGGUCAAAAUCCAAGCUGAGAUCCGAGAGAAACAGGAGGCGCGUGACACCUAUGACGACGCCUUGAGCAGCGGACAGCAAGCCUUCCUAUUGGAGGAGAGCGAUGAGAGCCGGGAUGUGUUCAGACUGAGCGUGGGCAGUCUGCCUGCGGGACAGAAAGCGACCGUCUGUCUGUCCUAUGUGACGGAGCUGGCUGUGGAGGCGGACGGGGCUCUGAGAUACUGCCUGCCUGCCAUCCUGAACCCCCGAUACACCCCUGCUGGCGCUCAGUCCCUGACCACUCCAGUGUCCGGAGCCUCUGGAGGGCCGGUUCCCUAUUCGCUGUCUUUCAGUGCCCACCUUGCCUCUCCCAGUGGAGUCGCCCAGGUGAAAUCCAACUGCGACCUCACGCCUCUGGAGUAUCUCGGAGACGACAAGACCCAGGCCCAGGUCUCUCUGUCUCCAGGUCACAAGUUUGAUCGGGAUGUGGAGCUGCUGGUUUACUACAGCCACCCCCACCAGCCCACCGCUAUUGUGGAGGGGGGGCUAGCCUCGGCCACGCCUGGCUCAUUGAUGGGGGACCCGCUGGUGAUGGUCAGUCUGUACCCAGAAUUCCCUGCGGCUGCGUCAACGCCCCAGUCCAGCUGUGGAGAGUUCAUCUUCCUGGUGGAUCGCUCGGGCAGUAUGGACUGUCCAAUGAGCAACAUGGAGUCGGGGCCAAUGCGCAUUGAGAGUGCCCGGGACACUCUGCUGCUUCUCCUCAAGAGCCUGCCCCUGGGCUGUUUCUUCAAUAUCUACGGCUUCGGGUCGCACUUCGAGGCGUUCUUCCCGUGAGUACUGCAGCAAA
Messenger RNA from Acipenser ruthenus (sterlet), 1083 nucleotides. Its product is annotated as von Willebrand factor A domain-containing protein 5A-like. The record is from RefSeq and is a predicted model, not a curated record. Lineage: Eukaryota; Metazoa; Chordata; Actinopteri; Acipenseriformes; Acipenseridae.